AUGGGAGUUGGCUAUCUGCCUCAAGAAGCCUCUAUUUUUAGAGGACUUACUGUAGAACAAAACAUUCGCGCUAUUUUAGAGGUUGCAGAAAAAAAACCUGAUCGUCGUGAAGAACGGUUAGAAGAGCUUUUAAACGAAUUUAUGAUUUCACAUUUGCGUUCCUCUUUAGCAAUUACCCUCUCUGGUGGAGAACGACGUCGUGUUGAGAUUGCGCGUGCUUUGGCCGCAAAUCCUUCUUAUAUGAUGCUUGAUGAACCUCUAGCAGGAAUUGAUCCUAUUGCUGUUCGUGAUAUUCGAGAGCUUGUGGCAAAAUUAAAAGAUCUAAACAUUGGUGUCUUAAUCACGGACCAUAAUGUUCGUGAAACUCUAGAUAUUGUAGAUCGUGCCUACAUUAUCUCAGAAGGACGCACACUGAUGGAAGGCACCCCCUCUGAUAUUAUUGCAAAUGAAGAUGUUCGACGCGUCUAUUUAGGGGAUGAUUUUAGCUUUUAA
Molecule: messenger RNA, 492 nt
Organism: Stylophora pistillata
Lineage: Eukaryota; Metazoa; Cnidaria; Anthozoa; Scleractinia; Pocilloporidae
Source: RefSeq, a predicted model, not a curated record